AUGGCAGAAGAAAAAGAGCAGAAAGGGAAACGUGGAGGGGUGGCAGGCACCAGGUCCAGCUACGAAGGUGGCAAGAAGAAGCCCCUGAAGCAGGCCGAGCAGGUGGACGAGGAAGAGAAGACAUUCGAGCAGAAGCAGAAGGAGGAGCCGAAGAAACCUGAGCCAAAAGCGAGGCGCCCCCGGGCCACAGGUGGAAUGAAGAAAUCUGGCAAAAAGUGA
Molossus molossus (Pallas's mastiff bat) is the source of this 219-nucleotide messenger RNA. RefSeq names its product translation machinery-associated protein 7-like. The transcript has 2 exons. Bases 1 to 219 code for a protein of 72 amino acids. Lineage: Eukaryota; Metazoa; Chordata; Mammalia; Chiroptera; Molossidae. The record is from RefSeq and is a predicted model, not a curated record.